This is a messenger RNA of Syngnathus typhle (broad-nosed pipefish), 4865 nucleotides long. RefSeq lists its product as uncharacterized. The record is from RefSeq and is a predicted model, not a curated record. The coding region runs from base 816 to 3224 and encodes 802 amino acids. Lineage: Eukaryota; Metazoa; Chordata; Actinopteri; Syngnathiformes; Syngnathidae. The transcript has 2 exons.
GUAAAUUUUAGAUUCUAGGCGUCGCCGUAUGUCACCUUAAAUGGUGACUUAGCUGCAGUGAGGAGACCAUAAGCUAUUUUGGCUGGCCAGAGAUGCCUCAGUUUCUGCAAGGUAUAGCAACUUAGAAUAUAGAAGGGAGCAGCUGUUGUUAUGCAGGGGAAAGCGUCUUCUACAUGUCCUUCUUAGGACAUUUGGGAGCAACGAGUAGACUAAAAUACGAACAGCAGCUGCAUCCCAAGUCAUGACAUCAACGGUUCGGGCAGGUAUAAGAUAGGCUUGUCUGCCAGAGGGGGGAGCUUUUUUGGGGCGAACAUCUGUGCCGUCGAGAGCUGAACCAUCUUUGCUUUUGGGGCCACUCAAACUUUUGGAGAGACAUCACUUUGACAUCGGUUGAAUAAAAUCUUUUCCCAAUCAGCCGUGUGUCACUGGAGUGCUUGGCCGGGACAGCCAUUGUCCACUGAGUGUUUUUUGGAGACCAGCGAAACAACAAAGACCAUUCACCACAUUUUUGGCGUCACGAACAGGAUUCGUGUUCCCCCGGGGAAUUCGCGCCCGCUUCCUGAGCGAGAAUCCAGCGGUCGACCAGCGGCUGUCAUUAAGGCAGAAACAAGAGGAGGCACAAGAGAGACUCGAGGCAAAUACUAAAGACACUGUUCAGCCAGGAGACAAGGUGUAUGUGAAAGUGUUCCGGCGCAAGUGGUUCAACGAAAGGCGGCAAGGGCCAUUUGAAGUUGUCCGCUGUACCGGAACUGCGGUGCAAGUACAAGGGUCACCAACUUGGUACCAUUUGACACACUGCGUCAAGGUGCCCAAAGAUGAAGAUCCCCAAAGAGGGAGGCGCGACUGCGAAACUGCAGAACCACUGCCAGAACAAGAAUCGCCAGAGGGCCCGAAUCGGGACAAAGAUGGGCAUGAUCAAGCUGUGGUGGAUAAUGUGUCUGCUGAACCUGUCCCUGAGGACAUCGCGGGCAGCACAGCCGACGACAGAGGAAACCAACAGUUCAACGAUAUCAAUCGUGACGACGCACCCUCCCCAGGCGCAGAUGACGACCCUCAGCACAACAACACUGAGCCAACUACCGCCAGAGGUAGUGCCCCCAGAGAACAACGCCACCCAGCAGGACCCAGCGGCGGACGCCCAGUCCGCCACAGAGUCCGGCCGGAGCGGUACAUUGAGCAAUGUUGAGGGAGUGUUGGGGGGGGCUGCAAUACUGCCAUGCAAUUGCAGAAAGGAAGAAGGGUCCCUGUGCAGACGCACCGCCGAAUGGGAAGACAACACCGGUAACAUACUUGCCCUGGCCGGGCGAACACAUACGGACAAUGUGCUGUUAUUAAAUACAUAUAGGCGGUUUGAGGUGCUAGGAGAUUGUGCUCUACUUCUGACAAAAAUUGGCAUAGAUGAUUUUGGGUACUAUACGUGUACCUGUCUCAAACGGGGGGCGAGAAAAGCAGACCGCACGGGCGGUCAUAAGACGGUGGACAGCAUUAAUUUCGUGACGUUGAUGGAGAAAAAAGAAAUUGCGAAACAGCAUCCAUACAGCCCCGGCGCGGAAUGUGUCAAAGAUGAAGAAGCAGUCGCCAUGAAUAAUGUCGCCUUACCCGUGACGACAAUUGGUAACAGCUUUGAAACACAGUCUGCCGCUUCAGGGACGCUCAUGUCGGAGAUAGAGGCUGUAGAGCCGACGCCUGACGUUCCGGAAAAUGUCAACGAAGCACUGGCAGAAUCAAACUGGUCCCCGGCAGAGGUGCAAGCCCAUUUGCAUGCCAUGGCGAGGCGGGAGGCUGCAUGGAAGGCUUAUGGGUUCGAUGCCUCGGCAUUACCUGGGGUUGAUGAAUGGGCAGGAAGGAACAUGUGGUAUCAACUGAUGGUGCAUUCGAUUAAAUCGUCUAAGGCGGUGAGUGGGCCGUGUUUAGUAAGAGUGAAAUCACCAAGUACGCUUAAGGCCGUGUUCCAGACCAUACCGGUGCCGGUAUCCGACAAUUGCCAGCUUAGAUUAUUGCUUUGGUUGGUAUACGAACAGUCGUGGAAGGCACCUGAAACCGACGCGCAGGUCAGGAAGAUUUUCAAGCCCACAGGGGAGUGCGCCUGGAUAAGCGAACUUCCCUACUUGGAUUUGCUCGCCGUGCAUGAGGACAUCCAAGUCGCUGUGCCAGAAUCCAUAGAUGUGCCAUCUGUAAAGGUGCCCACCUGUUUUUGCUCUAAUGUGACACAUGGAGGGCCGGGGGUGCCUAUGGGGGUGGCAGACUGCGACUAUUACUCCAUGCAAUUCCCAGGAGAAGCAUGGGGGCAGAGGGGAGCCGUCCAUCCGGUGACCUUUGCUCUACCAGACUCCUAUCAGGCGAUUACUGUGAUGGUGGCGAAUCGCACGGUGCCUGGGAACACGACUGUAGGGAAUCUUAGAGACAUCUGGUGGGUUUGUGGAACUAGAGCUUAUUUGUUUUUGCCGUAUGGAUGGAUGGGUUGCUGCUAUUCUGCCACCCUGAAGCUUCCGUUCGAGGUAUUGGCGAUUAGAAAGGGCCACAAGCCUGAGGAGAAGGCUUUUAGGGAGGUCCCUAGUAGGGCUAAGAGGGAGAUGGCGGCGUUUCAUACCACCGACGCGUAUCAUUGGAGAAUUAGCUUGGGAGAAAAAUGGGGCCUUGGGAUUUUUCCCUGGUAUGGGGUCACAUUUUUGGCAGAUCACAUUGAUAACAUCACGUAUACCCUUCAGGGGUUCGCGAAUGAGACGAUCAAGGGCUUCAGACAGUUGUCGCUUACCCAAAAGAGCCAUCGGCUGACUCUGCUUAAACACGACAUGGCUUUGGAUUAUAUCUUGGCAAGGCAAGGGGGGUUGUGCGUAGCCCUAAAUUUGACAGACGACGCUUGCUACACUUUGAUCCCAGAUAACACUGACAACAUCACCAGUAUCAUCGACGCGCUUAGAGUCAUUCGGGAUUCUUUUGGGCCGUCCGAGGGCGCUGGUUGGUCAGCGACGAGCUGGAUUCAGGAUAGACUGGGACCUGUGGGAACGAUAGUGGCGCAGGUGCUGGGGGCACUCGGGAUAUCGCUGUGUGUAAUGUUUUGUUUUUGCACUGUGAUAAUGACUUGCGCGAAGGCCAUGAUUUUACGGUGGAUAGGUGUGGUAAUGCCGAGGGACCAGACCCAGAUGCCGUUACUCCCGUUCGACCGCGAUGCAGAUCUGAAAUGCGCGGAUGGGAUGCUAAUAAAUGAUAGGUACUCGGACUAAAAUUAACAGAGUGGCGAUGAGGAAAAAGGAAAAAAAAAAAAAAAAAGAAAAGAAAAAGAAAUAAUGAUAAUAAUAAUGAAAUAAAGAACCGGGGAUAGGACAGUGAUGAGAGCGGAAAACCAGGUGUAGGGAACAAGAACACAGCACCAAUGUCUUGGUAUUCCGAUUUUCAAUUUUCUUUUGCUGUGUUGCAUGAUUCCAGUGUGAUGUGGUCCACCGUACAGUGUUGCCCGGCCCUAGACAGACUUUAACACCUUCGUUAUGUCAAAGUUGCAUGUGUGCUUUGUGUUUCGUGCCAUUGCCAUCACUCGAUACUGGCAGAAGUUCUCAUUCGUUGCAGAACCCCUGGAUGUGGACCGGGGCCGUGCAAGGGACUCUAUGGACAGUGAACUGGACAUAAGGACUUUGUAUGGACAGCAGGCCCUGGGCAGGGGUACCUGGCACGACCCACCAUGGGAAGAUUCGGUGGACUGGACUCUGCCUCAGCGCGCACUCACACAUGAGAAGGGGGGCUACAUUUCGGGGUUUUGAGUCGAUAAGCAUGUUUUGAUACCUCUUUGUUGUAUACCUCGUUUUUUUUUUUUUUUUUUUAUUCCGUUUUUUAUACCUCAUCUUGUUAAAUCAUGGCAUGUUGAUUAGGUGACGAUGCGACUUGACCGUUUGGCAGUCGUUGAACGUGUCAUUUCUUUUUCUUACUGUUCUGUGAGCUCAUACUGUUUUGUGAUGUGUGCCAGGACUCCUUGUUACCUGGCUGACGCCAGGUGGAGGGAAUCACUGGGGUUGUUAGAAAGGGCCUCCCUCUUUUUCCUUGUCAUUAGACAGGCAGGUUUUUUCUCUCGAGGGAGGGCCGACAGCUUUUUGGGGUUUCUAACGGACCACGCCAAAUUCAUUACUUCCCAAAUUAUCGAUGGUGUUACGGUAUUACCUAAGGGGGGUGGUUAUCGUCAUUUGGAGGAGGUGGAUUUCGAUUUUCCUUAUUUGUGGUUCCUGUGAGGCCCCAGGUUGCUGUCAGGGAGCGGUUGGAUACCUAAAGAGUUUGAGCUUUCCUAGACAAUGUAACCUUACGUAGCAUGUCUUGAGCGUGAUUUAGGCUGCGAAUUUCUAGGCCGUAUUGUAGACGUGACUGUAAAAUUUGGUUGGGUGUAGAUUUUUGGAUGUUUACCGAUGUCAUCUUUCUUUUUCGGACCGUUUUCGGGACAUUUAUAACGUCCCGGAGGGGGGAAUGAGGUAAAUUUUAGAUUCUAGGCGUCGCCGUAUGUCACCUUAAAUGGUGACUUAGCUGCAGUGAGGAGACCAUAAGCUAUUUUGGCUGGCCAGAGAUGCCUCAGUUUCUGCAAGGUAUAGCAACUUAGAAUAUAGAAGGGAGCAGCUGUUGUUAUGCAGGGGAAAGCGUCUUCUACAUGUCCUUCUUAGGACAUUUGGGAGCAACGAGUAGACUAAAAUACGAACAGCAGCUGCAUCCCAAGUCAUGACAUCAACGGUUCGGGCAGGUAUAAGAUAGGCUUGUCUGCCAGAGGGGGGAGCUUUUUUGGGGCGAACAUCUGUGCCGUCGAGAGCUGAACCAUCUUUGCUUUUGGGGCCACUCAAACUUUUGGAGAGACAUCACUUUGACAUCGGUUGAAUAAAAUCUUUUCCCAAUCA